Aspergillus tubingensis is the source of this 600-nucleotide messenger RNA. Its product is annotated as tubulin-binding prefolding complex subunit PAC10. The coding region runs from base 1 to 600 and encodes 199 amino acids. Lineage: Eukaryota; Fungi; Ascomycota; Eurotiomycetes; Eurotiales; Aspergillaceae. Gene Ontology annotation, molecular function: tubulin binding. Gene Ontology annotation, biological process: tubulin complex assembly; microtubule-based process; protein folding. Gene Ontology annotation, cellular component: cytoplasm; prefoldin complex. The record is from RefSeq and is a predicted model, not a curated record. The transcript has 3 exons.
AUGGCAGACAAGAAGACUUCCUCAGUAACGCCCCCCACCAACCCGCGCGGGAUCCCCGCCGCGCCCUUCGUCGACAAUGUAGCAGACUACGUAUCCUCGCGAAGCGAAGUGGAACCGACGCUACGAUCCUUCCAAGAGAUGAUCUCGAAGUACCAAUUCAUGGAAGUCAACACGCAGCGCCGGGCCCAAGGUCUACGCGACAAGAUCCCCGACAUCAAGAAGACAUUGGAGAUGGUGCGAUUCCUGAAACUCAGAAGAGAAAAUGAAAGUGCCUCGGCACUCGAAACCAACUUCGAAUUGAACGAUACAUUGUACGCUCGCGCCACGGUCUCCCCCGCCGACACGGAGGAAGUGUAUCUCUGGCUCGGAGCGAAUGUUAUGCUUGCGUACCCGAUUGAGGAGGCUGAGAGCAUGUUGGAUGAGAAGUUGGCGGCGGCGCAGAAGAGUCUGGGCAAUUGUGAGGAGGAUUUGGAGUUUUUGAGGGAGCAGAUUACGACGCUGGAGGUUGCGACGGCAAGAGUCUAUAAUUGGGAUGUGGUGCAGAGACGGAAAGAAAAGGCUGAAGGUAAGGGUGAUGAGGAAGCGGAGAAGGCGGCUUGA